AUGGAGUACCUCAAUAGGCUGACUAUGAAAAUGCAAUUAGAUAAGAACUUUAAUUUCCAUGCCAAAUGUGAGAAGGUUGGCCUGACCAAUCUUAUUUUUGCUGAUGAUAUACUCUUGUUCUGUAGGGGAGAUUCUAAUUUUGUGGCCAUGCUAUUUGCUACUGUUACUGCUUUUUCUUUGUCUACAGGUCUCACCAUGAAUCCCCAAAAAUGUAAGAUGUUCUGUGGAGGAGCGGAUGCUGUUUCUAAAGAGGCUAUCAAGAGGAUCACUGGUUUUGAAGAGGGUGAAUUACCAGUCAAAUACCUUGGUGUGCCCUUAACUAGUAAGAGGUUAAGUAUCAACCAUUAUCUUCCUCUUAUAGAUAAAAUUGUUGCUAGAGUUAGACAUUGGACCUCCAAGUUAUUAAGCUAUGCAGGUAGAGUGCAACUUAUUCAAAGUAUCUCCUUUGCCAUUACUCACUAUUGGUUGCAAUGCUUCCCUUUACCAAAGUUUGUUCUAGCCAAGACAGACUCCAUCUGUAGAACUUUCUUAUGGACUGGAAAGAGUGACAAGAGCAGGAAAAGCCCUAUAGCAUGGCAUAUAGUUUGCAGACCUAGAUGUAAUGGUGGGCUCAAUAUCAUUAAUCUAUCUAUUUGGAACCAGGUUUAUGAUGCUUUGAUUGAUGAUACUCCAAAGGUUUCAUGGAGAUUUCUGUUGCAGUGCAAUUCAGCUAGACCUCGGGCUUUGUUUACCACAUGGAUGCUAUGCCAUGGAAGACUCCCAACCAAAGAUAGGCUUAUCAAAUUUGGAUUUAUUCAAGACUCUGUGUGCAGCUUAUGUAAUUCUGCCCCUGAAACCAGUGCCAAUCUGUUCUUUCAAUGCAGGACUGUUAAAGAUAUAUGGCAAGCCAUUCUUGAGUGGAUUGAGAUCAAGCAUACUCCCCAGGACUGGUCUAUGGAGCUACAGUGGAUCCUCAACACUAUCAGAAAGAAGGGAUGGAAAGCUAAACUUCUUAAACUAGCUUUCUCUGAAGCAAUUUAUGGCCUAUGGCAGCUUAGGAAUGCUGUUGUUUUUGACACACCAUAG
Vicia villosa (hairy vetch) is the source of this 1065-nucleotide messenger RNA. RefSeq lists its product as uncharacterized. The coding region runs from base 1 to 1065 and encodes 354 amino acids. The transcript is spliced from 2 exons. The record is from RefSeq and is a predicted model, not a curated record. Lineage: Eukaryota; Viridiplantae; Streptophyta; Magnoliopsida; Fabales; Fabaceae.